GUCACGUUCCCACAAUGCACGCGCCCAUCAGCUCCAGCGCUGCUGUGUUUAGAGGGAAAGAAACAGCAGGCCCGAAAAAUACACACAUUAUUGAACAAAAAAUAAAUUAUCCACUGCGAAUAGUUUUUGAGAAUUCGUCGACAUAUGGCUGGGAAACGAAUUUUUUAUUUGCACCCUUGCGAGAUGUAGAAUGGAGGAAUGCAUGUGAACUGCGACUUUAGCGGGGAUCAAAAGUUUCUGGGAGGGAGUAAUAGUGGACAUGCGUUUUCCGGAGGUCUGUCAAGAUAAUGAAUGUGCUUUUGUGAGACUUGAAACAGAAGACUGAACAUGCAAAAAAAACAAUCUUUAUUCCCUAGAAAAAUCACCUGUUGGAGCUUCUUCUCAGAUGUACACUGACAUACUCCCUGAGAACUACCCAUAUAUGUGAGAAAAUGUUUCAUGGCAAAGACCAGCUAAACAGCCACCUGCAAAACCAUGACCCCAACAAGCAGGAACUGCGGUGCGAGGAAUGCGGAAAGCAUUACAACACUCGCCUGGGUCUUAGACGCCACGUGGCCACACAUGCCACCUCCGCCAGCGGUGACCUCACCUGUAAGGUCUGUCGUCAGGCGUUCGAGAGCAUGCCGGCGCUACUCGAGCACCUGAGUACGCACACUGGCCGGCCACCUCCGGGGACUGUGGUACGAGAAAGGAAGCAUCAGUGUGAACGGUGCGGCCGCCGCUUCUUCACUCGCAAGGAUGUGAGGCGCCACGCGGUGGUGCACACUGGCAGACGGGACUUCCUGUGCCCGCGUUGCGCCCAACGCUUUGGCCGUCGCGACCACCUCACCCGACACCUGAAGAAAAGCCAUGCGCAAGAUUUGGAGACCCUUCCUCCGAUGCCCAUUAAAGAGGAGCACAGUCCAACCCUGUGCUCUGUUGGAUCUCCAAAAGAUGCCACAGAGGCGUUUUCAAUGGCCAUGUUCAACCCUCAAGGCCUUCCGAGCACAUCUACCUCAGGGGUCAGUCAUCACCAUCACACGAUGGUGUCUGGCCCCCUUUCGAGCCCAAUGGGUGUGGGCUGCUACCUUGAGCCAAACAAGCCUCCUCCGCAGCAGUACCAGCAGGCUUCCAGAUAUCAGCCGAGUUCCACUACCUCAUAUCUGAAAGUGGAGAUGGAGAACUUCCUGACCGAGCUCCAGUGCGGGCCAAUGCCACCGCAGGCCGCUGUAGCGACUGCCGUCUCCCGGCCUGGCGACCUUCUCCCUGACAGUCUGGGAGGUCAGAGUGCCCAUUUCACUCUCAGGAACUCGGCGUUCACCUCAGCUGAGCCGCCUACCACCUCCGCCAACAUGGACCUCUCGCACCUGUUGGGCUUCCUGCCGUUUGGCCUGCCUCCCUACAGCACUCCCUUGGGAUACUCGACCAACGCUGUGUCCCCAAGCCCUACCUCUCAGCUCUCUGGGCCACUUACCUCAUUUCAGCCACAGUCACUGCAUGAGCCUCAGGCUUCAGGGCACUUAAACCAGCUCUCUGGUUUCUCUCCAACUCUACCUCGAUUUCAUCAGGCCUUCCAGCAAUGAUGUUGCCCGUGUCCACUAUGACCUGCCAGUCAAACGCGACAGCUCUGUUGCGUCUUUGCCAAGUAGCUUAUAGGUAAUGAACUGGAGAUGGUGAAGUUUGUUGGGUGCGAGGUCUUCAAAUGGAUCCUGUAGAAUUAGAUAAAAGGAUCACUAGGAUAGAUGGAGUUUUGCUUUUAGUUUUGAAUAGUUUUAACUUUGUGGUUUUUCCUAGAGGGUCUUCAGAGUAACUGUUUUGUAGUGAUAAAUGAACUUAUAAAAUUCAUUAAAAAAAACUGAAAGUGAAAAGUUAGCUAAAGAAAUACCUCAAUAUUUUUGUCAAGAAGGAAAAUAAUGCUAUUACAGUGUUCUCCGUUGUAUAAUGAAGCACUUUUUAUCAACGGCACUUCUACGACUAAAGGUGUGGUCACAUUUAUUGUUCUGCGAAUUUUCAUCUGCAAAAUCCAGUUAUUUCAAUAGGAAUCCACGUGGGUACUUUUGCAUGCGAGUGAAAGAUUUCCCUGCACAAUUUUCACAACCAAGUCAUAUGGUCAUGUAUAUUUGCCGCAUUGACCACCAAAAAUUUGCUUAGUUUGAAAGUGACUUCUGUGUGCGCUGUGCUUCAUACAUCUACACUAUUGACCUUUUUUUGUCCAUGAAAUUUGCUAAUGUGACCGCACCAUAAAAGUCAAGUUGAACUGUGUUCUUAGAUGUACCUCUCAGCUCACGGUCACACAACACAAAAAAACCUACCUCUCUAAGCUGAACUCUUGUCACGAAAAGGAUUCAACCAUUUGACAAGAAAUGAAGCAAAUCCUCACGCAAAUUGCGUGAAGAACGUUAUAUCAUUUGAUUUUCUUUUUCUUUUUGAAUGCUCAGUGGUUUAGUUAUGAAAUUUUUAGAGUAAGGUGAUUAAUUAGCAUUUAAUUAAUUGUUGAUUUUAGCCUUUAGGUAAAAGUUUUUAGGCGCUGUUGUGUUCACAUCCUUAAUGCUAAUGAAAGGAAUCACAGUUAUUGUGGAGACUCUUCUCCUGUAAAUCCCCAUCUCUCUCUGUUCAUUCCAGAGUAUUUUGUGAAUGAAAUGCAGAAUAAAGCAUUGAUUCUUCUGGAAUUGAAAAUCAAUGAAAAGUGAACAUUUGUUUAAAAUUAAGUAGCCCAUUCUGACAAAUUCCUAAUAUGGGAACUAAGUAAAAUAUAACUUUAAUUUUUUGUUUAGUAAUAAACAAGAAUAGAUCAAAUUUGCGCCCUGAAUAUUCAUGUAAAAAAUGCUUAUACUGAUUUUACACAAUACAUAGUUCUCACACUACAAAGUUUCCCUCAGUGUUUUGCCUGGAUUCAGAAGUUUCAGACAAAAUUAAUCUUAGCACAUACCCAGUUAUUGCUGAAAAGCACUUCAUGUAUCUCUCCAAGCUAAACCAGGAGCACUGUCAGAAAAGAAAAUGUUUUGUCAUGUAAAUUUGAAUGGUAUUUUAGCACUGCUUUCCUGUCUGUUCUUUUGACUCAGUGUUACACGCACCAGUGGCCUAUAAGGUAACUGUGAUGGCAUGUGUUGUCAACUCCAUUUUGUUUAGGCCAGCUGAAGGUGAGAAAUCAUUUCAUGAGUUUUUAUUUUAUUUAGAAACCAUCAUGGGCGUUUCCUUCUUUGGCUGAACUGAAAUGAAAUUGACCUUAACUCAACUGUGAUAUUUAGACUCCGACUGAUCUACCUCAGUGAGAUGCACACUGUGCACAGCUGUACUGUACCUUUAGUGAGAAAUGUAAAGUUUCAAUGGCUGUUUAGCUGGAGUAAACAGGUGUUUUACAUCUUUAAAAUUCCAAGCAUUGGCAUUUUUGGGUUCCAAGGACUGUUUGUUUUCAUAAACAUUCUGAAAGCAAAAGUGGGCGAGUGAGAUAUUAAGGUGUGUGCGGAAAGAAACAAUGUUAAGGAUGAAUUAAGAAAUAAAGCAUCUUGUAGAA
Molecule: messenger RNA, 3493 nt
Organism: Onychostoma macrolepis
Lineage: Eukaryota; Metazoa; Chordata; Actinopteri; Cypriniformes; Cyprinidae
Gene: plagx
Product: pleiomorphic adenoma gene X
Exons: 4
Coding region: 432-1562 (376 amino acids)
Source: RefSeq, a predicted model, not a curated record